This is a messenger RNA of Xenopus tropicalis (tropical clawed frog), 3223 nucleotides long. RefSeq names its product WAS/WASL interacting protein family member 3 (gene wipf3). The transcript is spliced from 9 exons. Gene Ontology annotation, molecular function: actin binding. Lineage: Eukaryota; Metazoa; Chordata; Amphibia; Anura; Pipidae. Bases 371 to 1645 code for a protein of 424 amino acids. The record is from RefSeq and is a predicted model, not a curated record.
AGGUGUCAUAGGCCGGCCCCCGCCCGUGUAAUGAAACUCUGCCUUCCCAGCAGCCUCCUCCCCUGUCUUGUUGCUCUUUCCCUCAACCACCCCGGGACUUCCCUGGCUGAAGCCACACUACAGAGGAGUAGCCCGGGGUCUUCAAGAGAGAAGAGAAGCGCAGCCAAGCAGGCUGGGAACAGCCUAAAGACAACUGGACUAUAGAGUGCAGCUAUAUUAGAGUCAUGUUGAUGUAGAAGCCCUUAUAUUUCAUUGUUUAAGCAGCAUUGGAUUGAUUUUGGCUUGGGGGUUCUGGUCAACUGGGAUUUCCCUUCCCUCACCCUAUAAACAGGAUUGCAAAGAGCAGAGCUAAUAUAAAGAAACUAGUACAAUGCCUGUACCUCCUCCUCCACCACCUCCUCCAGCAGCACCGCCUCCUCCUCCUCCUCCUCCAUCAUUUUCCAAGGGACAAGCUGCAACUCCAAAACUGAACCAAGGAGACUCAGGGGGUCGAUCAGCGCUAUUGUCAGAUAUUCACAAAGGGGCUCGUUUGAAAAAAGUGACCCAGAUCAAUGACAGAAGUGCUCCGCAAAUUGACGGUGAAAAGAAAAGCAGCAGCUCAGGAAAUGGCAGGGGUGCUGUGGCACCCCCUAGUGGGGGGUUAUUUGCUGGGGGAUUUCCAGUGCUUAAACCUCCAGGUCAAAGAGAUACAUCAGGAAAUAAAAGUGCCCUGCCUGUGAAACCUGGUGUUAAUACCCUCCAUACUCCUGGUCUGCCAAAACGCCCAACAUCUCCUGCACCAGCCACCAUAGCAAUGAGAGCUCCACCGCCCCCACGACCAACUAUUCUUGGCCCACCGCCUACACCCUCAGUGAGCAGCAAACCUCAGAUGAUGUUGGCAAAUGCUACAAUUUCUCAGGCCUAUAAAGAGCGAUCUACAAAUCACCCUCCUUUGCCGCCAUUUUUUCCACAAGGCAACAAAUCUCCAAAGGCUCCGAGGCCUCUCUCUCAGAGUUUUCCACCACCUCCACCUCCAUUACCAUCACAUCCUCCUCCUGCUCCACCUUCUGGAUAUACUGGAAAAACAGAUGAUUCUUACCCACCCCCUCCAAGUACAGCAGAUGAGUUCCCUAAAACUUACCCUUCCCUUCCUGAAAGAGAUUAUCCAGCAUUUCCCCCACCGCCCCCUCCACCACCUCCACUUCACUUAUCACUUGCUUCUAAACGUAGAUUAUCUGAACCUUUGCCACCACCCCCGCCCACUGUCUUAGAUCAAAGUAAUGCACCUUCUCGUCCCAUGAAGAACCCUCCUGCGCUGCCUCCACCCCUACAUGGAAGAAAUGUGAAAGUCACAGGAUCCAAUGGUUCAAGGUUAGUUCCUCCACCGCCGCCACCAAUAAGAUCCCCUUCGACAGAAUUAACUAGCAGGCAGCAGACAAAUCAGAAUGUGCCACACAAGAAUUCCACUCAGCAGGCAUAUCCUCUUUCUAAAGCCGGAAGCAUGAAUCACCUAGAUGACUUUGAGUCUAAGUUCCCCUUUCAUUCAGUGGAGGACUUUCCACCUCCUGAAUAUUAUGAGCCUAUUAAGCGGUUAUAUCCCAGCAAGUCUAUCAAAGUGCGCCAUAAUCCACCACCUCCUCCUCCUUUGAGACCCCAGAUCAGAUGAGACUAACUUACAGCACCUAAAAUAAAGGAAGUGAAAAGGGCAGAGCAAAUCCUUUAUCCGGAAACCCAUUACCAGAAAGCUCCGAAUUAUGGGAAGGCCAUCACCCAUAGACUCAAUUUUUAGCAAAUAAUUCACAUUUUUAAAAAUUAUUUCCUUUUUCUGUAAUAAUAAAACAGUACCAUGUACUUGAUCCCAACUAAAAUAUAAUGAAUCCUUAUUGGAGGCAAAACAAUCCUAUUGGAUUUAUUUAAUGUUUAGAUUAUUCUUAUGAAUUCUAAUUUUGUUCUAAACAAUUUUCUUUUUUCUCUGUAGUAAUUAAACAGUAGCUUGUACUUGGAGGUAACUAAGUUGCAUGAAGUCAUAUUGGUGGCAUAACAAUCCUAUUGGGUUUAUUUAGUGUUUAAAUAAUAUUUAGCAGAAGGUAUGGAGAGCCAAGUUACUGAAAGAUCCCCCAGGUCCCAAGCAAUCUGGAUAAUAUAUUAAGUUUAGGUGUGGAAUCUAAUUGUGCCUCUCUGUGAUGUAGUUCAAACACCAGUCAUAAAAAAAUAUAUCUGAGCCAGGAUAACCCAUGGCUUGUAUUGGGUAUAUCUGCUGUAUUCUUUAUGAAGUAUUGACUGACAUUAUUAUGUACAUAUUUUUAAAUAAAUGUGCAGAUAUUAAUAUAUACAAUAUUGCUUGUUAAAUAAUGUCCCAUGAUGCUGCUUAUAGAGAUGAGGAUUGCAGGAUAAAGUAUAUGGGUAAUAAGCUUUUACCAGGUAUUUUUUUCUUAAAGUGGUUGUAAACCCAAUCAUAACCAUGUCCCCCUGUGCCCCCUAGUUUUGCUAUAGAAGUUGUCAAAAAACGUAAUUAUAGAUGCAAGAAAAUUUACCAGUGAGCAUUUUACUAACUAAAACCCUCAUUAUAAGUGAAAGAGAAGUGACCAAUGAGAACACUGAUUCCCAGCACUAUGUCAGGCAUCUUUCUGUUAUCUUACAUAAAUUUCCCUUGUCGCAGGUGAUUAAUCUCCCUGAUAUGCCAUCCCAUCGGCUAGAAUGUAAAUCGCUGGUGGGAUGGCAUAUGUGGAGCUGAAAACGCCAAGGUUUCCUCUCAAGGAGGUCCCCAGGGUUAUAUUUCAUCAAUUUAAUCUCAAAAUAAGUGUAAUUUUAAUAUAUUUUGAUAUAUAGUUUGUUCAUUUGCCACUUGGGGGAAAAUUCAAGAUUUUGGCACAACAAAAAUAACACAAGUAAGAGCUUUUUCAAAAGUCCAAAAACAACAACCUCAAAAAUAAAACCACAAUGGAGUUUUUCUUGGCAAAAUUUUGAAAUGAAGCAAGUUGCAGUUUAACAGAAUAAAAAACUUGCCACCUAAAACCUGUCGAGACGGCAUAGCAGUCAGUGGGAAGUGUAUUUUCUGCAAUUAUUUGCCAUCAUGACAAAAUGCGAUCUUUGGAAUAGUGGUGGAUUAAUUUUGUUAAAAUUAUGCAUGUUUUUUAAUAUUCAAAAACACUGUUGUUAAUAAAUAUGAUUUAAGGUGACAUGACAGCUCUGUGUACAGUUUGCAAAGUUUGAAAGAACAUUAAAAUACCUGUGUAGCUUUUUA